Mizuhopecten yessoensis (Yesso scallop) is the source of this 7732-nucleotide messenger RNA. RefSeq names its product protein KIAA0556 homolog. The transcript has 37 exons. NCBI's taxonomy places the organism in Eukaryota, Metazoa, Mollusca, Bivalvia, Pectinida, Pectinidae. The record is from RefSeq and is a predicted model, not a curated record. Bases 102 to 5525 code for a protein of 1807 amino acids.
GCAGCUUUUAGUUUACAAUGGAAUGUCAACCAACUCCUAUGCCGCUUCAAAAUGAUAUUUUAUGAGAUUCUGGAUUUGUAAUACACUUAAAAUCAAGAACGAUGGAUCGCCAAUAUGCAAAUGGUUCUCCUUCAAGGAAGAAGUGGUCAAAAGAAGAGAGCAGACAACAAAGUCUAAAGGAAGCUGCUGUACAUGAGGUCUUGCCUGGCUAUGAAGAUUACCUGUUGCUGUUGCAAGAAAGAAACAGGUUAUUGAAGAAAAUGAGGAAGAAAAAUAAGAAUCAAAUUGAACAGGAGAAGAAAGAGAAAGGAUUUUCCAUUUAUGUGAAUGGUGCAAAUUCUGGUAGACGGCGGAGUCAGAAAACUCCUGUUGCAGACAGCAAUGAAUAUUCUGACCCAGCACCUAAGUCGCAUAGAUUAAAAACAGCUGGAGAUGCCCCUAGAAGAGUUAUAGAUCAUGAAUACCUCAACAAAAGAAUUGAAGAGAAAAAGAAACAAGAGGAACAGAAGCGUGUAAAAACAGCCCCAGCCAGGGAGCGGCGGCGUAACUGGCUGAAGGAGUCGGUGGAGUUACAGACAGCUAGAGGGGAAAAGUGCAGGUUAAAAGCACCAGAACUUGUCACUGGGAACUAUGACGAUGACUUUGAAGAUGAUGAAGAUAGUGAAGAUAGUGAUGAUGAUGAAGAUUAUGACAGGAGUGAUGAUAGUAUGGACGAUGACAAAGAACAGAUGAAAUCAAAAAUGUCUAAGUACCUGAAGAAGAAGGUAGAAGUUAGUGAUGAGGAGGAGGGGCGUGUACGAUACAAGCGAAGACUAAGUACACCUAGACAGCAGCCUCCUAAAGCCCGGCCGCGGGAACAAGAGUCUGAUUCAGAAGAAUCAUCAGGGGAUGAGGAGGUGAAAGAGAAACUCAUGUUGAGUAUUGCAGAUGUCAAGAAACUGAGGAAAAGUUUAUCAAUGAAUGCCAGCAUCAAAGAAACUUUGGCCAAGGAUGUCAGUUCAGAUGAGGAUGAUUCUGCGAGGAGCUCUCCAAUCCCUGAAGAGGAUGAAGAGGUGGAGGAGGACUUGGUCCCUGCAAUGGACAGCCUCAGUCUGGAGCAUAAAGUCAGCAAAUCUAUAUUUAAACCUACAGACACCAUUGUCCUGGAGCUAAGUGCUCCCCCAGUUCGAAAAGGGAAAUUGGAGAAAAACUUGUCAGUAGCAAGGAAAAAGGAUGUGGAAAUUGAUACAAGCUAUCAGAGUAAAUCUUCCAACACCAGCUCGAAAACUCCUCGAGCCAAGUCUGCUGUUUUACAAUCUAAUGGGCCAUCCAAGAAGUCGAAUCGUCCACUAUCAGCCAAUAGGGUAAACCGUGACCACCACACUGACACCCAGGAGGAGGCCUCGGCCGUGCUGGCCGCACUGAAGGCUGAGAACGAUAAGGCAGCCAAGGGUGGACAGCCACAGAUCCGCAAGUUACCAGCCACACCAGUUAGUAAACAGGGUCCCAAGCCAUCUGUUAGUAAGGAUUCGCCGUUGAGAAAGUCUGAAACGAGAAGAUCGGGACCCUUAGCCAGUCCUCGCUCUAAGCCUGCUACUGCCUCAAGGGACAGUACUAAUGACUCCAAGAGCUUCCUGGCUGAUGAUAGACUGACAAACAUUAUGAAGAAGGUCCUCAUGAUGCAGCCAAAACAGCAGAAGAAGUUGAUGAAGGUUCUAGGAGACCUUGAUGACUCCAUGGAAGAUGAACUACAGCACAUUCCCAAACCAUCCCCAAGUCAGCCAGUCAAAGCCACUAAACCUGUCCAAGACAUGGUACAGAAAUCAGCACAGAAAUCAACUCGUAAAUCCGUGCAAAAACCUGUACAAAAGUCUGUUCAAAAGUCUGUGCAGAAAUCUGUGGAGAAAUCUUCCAACAAGAUGGUGGAUGAAGGUAUUGAGGUAAACCUUGAGAUCACAUCAAACUGGGGUCACCCUGCACUGCUGGGUCUCACUGAAAUACAGUUCUUUGACGUAGAUGGUCAUCUUGUGCCAGUCUUUCCUGACAACAUAACUGUUCAUGGAGCCCAGGAACAACAGUCACCAAUCAGUGUCCUCUUCAACGGCAAAUACAAGACGAGUAAGGAGAGGAAUAUGUGGCUGUGUAACUACAGACGGGGACAUCCAGUUGAGCUGUGUAUCUUACUCCCUCACAGCUUUAGAGGUAAACAACUGGACAUCUCAAAGGUCAAAAUCUGGAACUACAACAAGAGCAUAAAUGAUCUUGAGAUCGGAAUCAAAGAGACGAGAAUGUUCAUCGGAGGGAUGUUGAUGUUUGAUGGCCCUGUAGAUAAGGGCUGUGGAAACCAAGUGUUUGACUAUGGUGCUGUUAUAGACUGUCGAGAUAGACAGCCACCUUCCAAAUCCAAUACUAAGUCACAAAGUAAUACAACUCAGAGCAAACCGCCAACCUCUCCUGUGUCUAGAAAUCGUAAUGCUAGUCCUUUGUCAAAAAAAUCCCCCACCCCAACAUCACCAAAGAUCAGACAUGAGGAAGAUGCAGGUGGUAUUUUACUGAAGCCCACACUGUCACCAAGAUCACGGGGUGAUAGUACGAAGAAACAUUCCAGUUCCAUAGAGCCUAGCACACCCACGGAGGAUUACAAAAAACCACCUCCAUUCUCCCGAUUGUCAUCAAAUGAAGACAGACGUCCACAGAGCGAGUCAUCCAACUCAUCCAAUGAGAAUACAGCUGUUAGUGGGACCAAGGUCUCCAAGGAUGGAGUCAAGGUCAGAAGUGAGACACGAACAAUGAACUAUUCCGAAAAGGAUAAAAACAAAGACUUACGAAGGCCAUCUGUGACUUCUGAUAGAUCUGGAUCUGAAGCAGAUGAUGACAGCAGGGGUGAGUCCAGGAUGCCAAGCAGACCACGAGGGUCAAAAACACCAAGAAAGUCCAAAAGAAUGGCUGCUAAGUUGGACGGUCAUUCGUCUGAGGAGGCAAGGGACUCAUCGCGAUCUGUCAAUGAUAGUGCUGACCAGCGACCACCACGUCCGGUGAAGAAGUCAGAAGAAAAGCCCCCCGUAUCGCAGUCUGAGGAUCAGCGAGCUGAGGUGUCCGUGUCAGUCCAUGACUCAGUCUCACAGAGUCAGGGGGACACGUCCAUGAUACAGCAGUUGAAGCAGAUGAACCAGAGAGAACAAAAAAGGAAAAAAGACAUUCCAAAGUGGCUGAAAGCAGAAGAUGUGUCAGGAGCUUUUGAGAAUCCAGUAGCAAGCCAAAUAAUAUCUCAGCCAGACCCUGUGAGCAUGACAGAGGCUGCACCAGUACGAGAGGACUCACCAGAGACUGUCGACCAACUCAUCGAGGAGGAGAUGGCCAUGUGGCCCAAAAAAUCAGAAUUAAAAACAGUGUUUAAUGAAGACAAGCCACCCCUAAAAGAAGGUGACAAAUCCAACUCCACACCCAUGCAAAAGAUUCAGCAAAACCGAGCCAAGUGGCGUGAAACACAAAAAAAGAACCUGGAAGAAUCCUGGGGAUCUCUAAACAUGUUUGACCGACAUCAAAAAGGCAGAAUAUCCAUGGACUUAGAUGAUGAUGCCUUAGAUGAGUAUCUGAAGCCACUGGGAAAGCCCCAGCCCACCAUCGUUGAGGAGGAGGGGGAGACUGUUCCAAAAGAUCCUGUUACUGAGACUGAGGAAAUAUCAGUUCAGGACGAAGACUUCAUCAUUCCAGAGCUGCCCUAUGGUAAAGACUUAGUGAUAGACAUUCGAUCCACAUGGGGAGACAACCACUACGUUGGUUUGACAGGAAUAGAGGUAUUCUCCAGUACAGGAGAGCCAGUGGUCAUCACAAAGAUUACAGCCGACCCCCUGGACAUCAAUAUCUUGCCAGAGUACAACAAGGAUCCUCGUGUAGUGAGCAACCUGAUAGACGGUGUAAACCGCACGCGGGACGAUGUCCACAUGUGGCUGGCCCCAUUUAACCAUACAGGCAAACAUCAAGUGUAUAUCAUGUUUGAGAAACCAUGCAAGGUAGCAAUGAUGAGGAUAUGGAAUUAUAACAAAUCAAGGAUUCAUUCCUAUCGGGGUGUGAAGGAAGCAGUAAUCAUGUUGAAUAACACUCCAAUCUUCAAAGGCGAAAUAGCAAGGGCCUGUGGAGGCAUAGAAGGGGGCACGGAAGCUUUUGGAGAUUCCCGGCCAUUCACCAGAGCAUGUGGAAAUGUGAAGACCAAGGCACAGAAGGAAGCUGCAUCACAACCACGCCCCGCAACCAGUAUCACAGGGGAGGGGGACCUCAUUGUGUUCAGGGGGAGAUGUUUGGAGCUGAAUUUCACAGAAACAUGGGGUGACCUUCACUACAUGGGUCUCACUAGUAUUGAGGUUGUUGGAAAAGAUGGAGAAGCACUUCCACUUAAACUGAGCAUGCUCACUGCCAAUCCUAUGGACUUGCAUUCACUUCAAGGUCAUGAACAGGAUGACCGCACACUGGACAAGGUUAUAGACGGCGCCAAUGUAACCAUGUCUGAUGAACACAUGUGGCUUGUGCCGUUUACGGAAGGAAAUAAUCACACCCUGAUCAUAGACUUUGGUCAGACCAUGUUAGUGGCAGGACUGAGAGUGUGGAACUACAACAAGAGUCCAGAGGAUACGUAUCGUGGGGCCAAGACUGUACAUGUGUCAAUAGAUGGGAAGAAAAUAUCUCCAAGGGAGGGCUACCUCAUACGCAAGGGACCAGGGGUGUGUCACUUUGACUUCGCCCAGGAGAUUAGUUUUGCUCCCCAGGAGAAACCAGCAUCCAUACCCCACCAGGCUAAGGCUGGCCAUGGACCCAUGAGGUCUUCUGUCAGUGAAGAUGACUCGGGACAGGAUUACGAAUCUGUACAAAUGCCAUGUGGCUUCAUAUACCAGCUGCAGUUAGCGUCGACCUGGGGUGACCCCUACUACGUCGGACUUAACGGCAUUGAGUUCUAUGAUGCUGCACUAAAUCAAGUCCAGCUGACGGAGACAAACAUAUCCGCUUACCCAGAUAGUGUAAAUGUGCUGAAUGACAAGACUAACGAUGCACGGACUCCAGACAAACUUAUUGAUGGUAUCUAUGAUACAUCUGAUGGUAACCACAUGUGGCUAGCCCCUGUGCUGCCUUCUAUAGUGAACAGAGUGUAUGUGAUAUUUGACCAGCCAACAACAGUAUCUAUGAUAAAGAUCUGGAACUACAGCAAGACUCCUCAAAGAGGUGCUAAGGACUUGGCUUUACUGGUGGACGACCUGCUGGUGUACAAUGGUAUGUUACACAUGGUCACAACAGGAGCCAGAGGCAUUCUGCCAAAUAUGGAGGGGCCACAAAGACAUCACACCAUCAUCUUUACACAGAACAAGGAUAUCCUGCAGCGAGAGAAACAUGCCAUCAUCAGUAAUCAGGCUGUGGACCAGGACAUACAGCUGACCAAUGACAAGAUGGUGGUCAGUCAUUACAGUGACCCAAAGAAAGCUCAGGCAGGCAAACCUGUCAACCAAGAUUUGAGACCAAAAACCAGUGUGGCUGGCCAGGGGAAGAAGAGACGUUGAUUAUAGGCCAGUAAUGGACACGUGAAAUCUGAUCUCAUUUCAAGUCCCUGUAACAGACAGUGCCAGGAGACCAAUGGAAGUAAUAUGCCACUUGUAAGGCAAAGAAUGUCAAAAGUUAGAAAUGACUGUCAAGCCAUAGGACUGGUCACAAGUCUUUGAAAAAUCUGUUUAAAAGACAUAAAAAAGAUUUGCAAACCAUAAAACUGUGUUGCAAGUCUUCUGACAGGCUCUACAUAAGGCAAUUCUACAGCCACAGAACCAACCUGAGGUCGCCAACUAGAAUGUCGACUGACAGCUGGCUGCGUACUAUGCUUUGGAUGAUCGUAGUGACAGACUAACAAAUUGUUUCAAGCAGGAAACAAAAAUGAGGAUGAUCCAUGCUGAUACUGCACACAUAUCUAGUGUUCAUGUCAAAUCCCAGUCAUCCAGUAUGUGUCUGAUGGAUGAACUCUGUUUAUCAUUACUUGUGUUUAUAAGUGUCCUCCAUUACUUCCUUUAGAACAAUACACUUGUGAUUCUGUACUUACAGAAAGACCAAUGAACUUGCCUGGAGGCAGAAACAACGACAAGUGAUUUAAUUUUAAGCAUUAAUUAUCAUCUCACUUCAAAUUAUGUUAUUAAUAUGCUUGUGGAGAUUUUUGGGCGGAAUUUUGUUGCCCCUCUAUAGAAAGUUUCCUCAGUUAGACAGCCUUGAUCUUACCAUAGAGUUCUGUCAUUUAAAUUAGUUAAGUUUUUACAUACAUGUUUUAUUUUAAUAAAUGUAUACACAAUUCAAUCUCCCUACAGGCAUUAGAUUUUGACUUUUAAAAAGUCAAACAUGUCAAUUUCCGUCCAUGUUUUAUACAAUCUGUUGUUACUUGCACUGAUGUAUCAUUUAAUCUUGUGUCUGUGAUAUAUAUAUUUUGAGAGAUAAUCUCAUAAUUGAAAAUGUACACUAAUUUAUUGCUCACUGAAUGAUGAAAUAUGUGUAUGUGUGUGCCUCAUAGCAAGGUGUAAUUACCAGCUAGCGCUGAGGCUAGGGACGAGUGGGUUAUAUAGCAGUAGGGUGUUGUGGGUAGGACACGGGAGAAGUCAUUGUCUUGGCAUUGUAUACGUAGCCAGUAAUACAGCAAUGGAUAUUCUGUAGUGGAUUAGCAACAAAAUUACUAAAUAAAGCUGUACAUUCCAUAAAAACCAGAAGUCUUAGAAAGUCUGGUCAAACCAGUUCAGGCAUAUGUCAUAUAUAUCUAUAUACAAAAUUAUAUAAUUGCAAUCAUGUCAAUAUUACUGAUAUAAUUUUUAGGUUAAGGUACAAAGGCAGUUCAUGAUUUUUAGAAAGGUCAACCUUUUGCAUCAAAGGGGUAUGGCAUGUGCUAACUCCUACCCUCGGUCCAUAUAUGUGUAUUACACAUAAUAAUAUAGACUGUGGAGUGCUGUGCCCUUUUGUUUGGCAAUAUCAGGGAGAAGGGGGUUAUAGGGAGCACCUUUACCUGGACAAACUUGCUUAAUCGGCACUAUAGUAUAAUAUGGUAGGUAGGUAUUAGUUGCUGUUUAAGAAUUUUUGAUAAUAUCAUUAAGCUACAUUCCAGUUAUCUUUGAAAUCCAAAGGCCCUGCUCUUGAUACACAUGUCUACACCCUUUGAAUAUGACAAAAUCUAAAGCUCUGAAUGAACUACUGUGCCAAUGAUUAUUGUUGACUGGUCUGGAAACUUUUGAGGAAUCCUAUAUAACUAUAGCUCUAUGAUACAAAUAGAAAAAAUACAUGUCUGCAUAAACAGUAAAAUUGACCAGCCCUGACUUGGUUAAAGUCUCCUGUAAAAUUUAUAGUACAGGUAACGAGAACAGAACGAACCAUUGACUAUUGUAGAUGCAUUCCACUGUUAGUCUUGUUAUUUAUCUGUGCUGUGAUCUAUGGAUGUACAAUGAUAUCUGUGCUGUGAUCUAUGGAUGUACAAUGAUAUCUGUGCUGUGAUCUAUGGAUGUACAAUGAUAUCUGUCCUGUGGUCUAUGGAUGUACAAUGAUAUCUGUCCUGUGAUCUAUGAAUGUACAAUGAUAUCUGUCCUGUGAUCUAUGGAUGUACAGUGAUAUCUGUCCUGUGGUCUAUGGAUGUAAACUGAUAUCUGUCCUGUGAUCUAUGGAUGUACAAUGAUAUCUGUCCUGUAGUCUAUGGAUGUACAAUGAUAUCUGUCCUGUGAUCUAUGAAUGUACAAUGAUAUCUGUGCUGUGA